AAAAAAAAAAAAAAAAGCCGAGAGCUUCGGCAGAAUCAGCCUGCUUCACCCAAAUAUAUCGGUAACGUACAUAAAAAAAUGCCGUCCCUCGACAAUGAUGGCUUUCGCAUACCGCUUGCGAAGAGACAGAAAAUAGCGAAUGAUACGGAGAUUCGAAAUCAUCCGCAAGUACCUGGGUCAAGGAUUUUUUCUCCAUUUCGCACACUCGGACUGGUCUCACCUACAGCGGUCCCAUUUACCUGCGUUCGGUUGGGAAAAUCUACAUUCCAAAUAACAACAUCUGUUGGCCGUUGCCUACAAACGUACGAUCUUCGCCGUGGGCUUAACCUCGUUUUUAUCAGUCGACCCCAAACCCCGGAAACUAUUACUGCUACCUUCGCUUGGCAGGAUAAAAUUUUUGCAGCAUGGGGAAACCUGCAGACAGGGGCGUCUGGAGGUGUCUGGGUCUUCAAGCGUGGGAAAAAAGUGGCGUCUCUCGUACUGCCUGCUGACUUCACUGAACCUAUCGAUCGUGUGCUUGUUUUUGGUUCAUGGAUUGUGGGCUGCAGUGGCAAGUCUAUUUGUGUGUGGAAAAAUGGAUCUUAUGAAUACUACACAUCUCUCAGCCCUAUACGCCCUGGGGACUCUUCCGAGGACAAAAUAUACACGGGUCAUAUUUGUAACAUGCCAACCUACCUGAACAAAAUAUUUGUUGGAAAAUAUGAUGGCAGCGUUGAAAUAUGGAAUGUGAAAACAGGAAAACUGAUUCACUCCAUUCAGCCAGCGUUUCCAGGAUCAGGUCCGGUAACUGUUCUUCAGCCAAGUCCUGUGCUGUCUGUUAUUGCUAUCGCCUACAGGAAUGGGGCCAUAGCUAUCCAGAACGUGGAGACUGGCCAGAUACUUUUUUCUUCUUCACCGAAUUCAUCACAAAGGCAGACCAUCACAUCGCUCACUUUCCGAACGGAUGGCCUUGGCGCCGGGGAAGAUGGCCAUUGUGCUGGUGUUAUGGCAACAGCGUGUAUGGGUAGCGGUGACAUUACGAUGUGGGAUUUGAACGGGACCGGUCGCAUUAUUGGCGUCCUUCGAGGGGCUCAUAAAUUAUCACAAGUUGAUUUAGGUCUGGGCGUAAAUCACAUCGAAUUCCUGGACGGGCAGCCCGUUAUUGUAUCGUCUGGAAGGGACAACUCUCUCCGAACAUGGAUAUUUGACCAGACACCUUUUUCGCCUAUCCCUCGACCACUUCACUCAAGGCGGGGUCAUUCAGCUGCGUUAACUAAAGUGUCGUUCCUCCCGUCCUCAUCUGAUGGCUCCGAGUCCAAUGGGAAAUGGUUACUUAGCGCCAGCAAAGACUGCAGUCUUUGGGGGUUCAGCGCACGGAAGGAUAGUCAAAGCACGGAGCUAUCCCAAGGCUCUGUGGAGCGCAAAGCGGCAAAGAAGGGGGAGCCGCAAUUAGCCGUUGGGAAUAGCAUUUCUAUCGGCCAGGCAAAUUUUAAAGCACCCGAGGUCACCUGUAUCGCAUGCUCACUCAAUCGUGAUGGCGGAAUGGGGGUUACCACGUCAGGACCAGUCUGGGCGAACCCUAAAGCGACUGACACGGGCAUUUCUAACAAAACAGGAUGGGAGAGUGUAGUCACUGGUCACCGCGGAGACAAGUAUGCUCGGACUUGGUUUUGGGGUAAAAAAAAGGCUGGACGUUGGGUAUUUGAAACCGGCGAUGGCACCGAGGUUAAGAGUGUUGCCAUCUCGCAAUGUGGAACCUUCGCUUUAGUUGGAUCAGCCGGAGGUAGCAUUAACAUGUUCAACAUGCAAUCGGGUUUACAAAGACAGAGCUUCCCUUCCCAAAAGUUGAAGCGUACCACGGCAAGUGAUAAUAAGGGUCUGACACAACAAAUCAAUAGUUUGGCGGAACAUACGAAGGCAGUAACUGGUUUGGCAAUCGACGUGUUGAACCAGACAGUUGUGAGUUGUGGGCUCGAUGGAAAAGUCAAGUUUUGGGAUUUCGCAUCUGGGUUCCUAGUUGAUGAGCUUGACUGGCACCCAAUGACGGCCAUUACCGGGCUUCGCUAUAAUAGCGCGAGCGAACUUGUCGCAUUUAGCUGUGACGAUCUCUCCAUACGAGUUGUCGAUAUGGAAACGAGGAAAAUUGUGCGUGAGCUAUGGGGCUGCGUAGGGCAAAUCAACGAUUUCGCCUUUUCUAAUGAUGGCCGGUGGAUAAUUGGAGCUUCCAUGGACUCUAUUAUUAGAGUUUGGGAUCUACCAACCGGUCAUCUCAUUGACAUUUUCCGUGUGUCUAGUACAUGCACCGCCCUAGCGAUGUCGAAUACCGGGGAUUUUCUGGCUACCGCUCACGCAGAUGGGGUGGGAGUUAACCUCUGGUCAAAUAGGUCUCUAUUUGUGCCCGUAUCUACUCGAAAUCUCACUGAAGAUAGUCUCGUUGACGCUUCUCUUCCAACUACCUCUGGAGAAGGUGGUGUAGGAUUCAUUGAAGCUGCAUUUUCGCACACCCAUGAGGAACAUGACGAUGAUGGUCCGGUGCCAUCCACCGAGCAACUUAGUCAAGGAAUGCUGACACUCAGUGUGGUCCCGAAGAAUAAGUGGCAGACUCUGCUCCACUUAGAUUUGAUAAAGGGACGAAACAUGCCUAAAGAACCCCCCAAGGCCCCCCCAAAAGCACCGUUCUUCCUUCCAGCGCCCUCUACGCAAGUCGCAUCUAGGGAUGAUGCAAACCUAAAUAUUACAGAAGGAAGAACGGCUCUGGAUGCUUCUCGCAUUACUAGAACGAAUGUAAGCAGCGGCGCAGGGCUCUCGGAAUCUAGGUUUACGAUGCUUCUCAAGGCAGGCUGUUCAUCUGGAAAUUUCGACCCCUUUAUCAGCGAGUUGAAGCUUAUGGCUCCAGCAAAACUGGAGCUUGAAAUCAGAUCCUUGGAUCCCAAAGUGUGCGAAGGUCAUUCUGAAUUAUCGUCUUUUGUCCUGGCAUUGUCUAAUCGCCUCGCAUCGAAGAGGGAUUUUGAGCUUGUCAACGCCUGGAUGGCAGUGUUUUUAAGAAUUCACUCUGACAUUGUCGCGCUAUGCUCCGAGUCAGAUGCAGAAGAUAGACUAAGGGAAGCUCUUGCCGUCUGGAGUCGGGUACAGCGAGCAGAAAUACAGCGCUUGUCUAGUCUAGUAGGAUACUGCCGAGGGGUUGCUGGAUUCCUAAGAUCCUCUCGAUGAUAGAAGUUGAUUAGUUCCAAAUACCCACAGGAGUCCAUGCAAAAACGUUAUGCUCUCUCCAGCCCCCUUGAUAUAAUAAAUGUGUCGUUCCAGAAAUUUGAAAUCAAUUUAUUGUUCCUGAAGGA
Aspergillus ochraceoroseus IBT 24754 is the source of this 3314-nucleotide messenger RNA. Its product is annotated as rRNA-processing protein UTP21. Gene Ontology annotation, biological process: rRNA processing. Gene Ontology annotation, cellular component: small-subunit processome; Pwp2p-containing subcomplex of 90S preribosome. Gene Ontology annotation, molecular function: protein binding. The transcript is spliced from 5 exons. The record is from RefSeq and is a predicted model, not a curated record. NCBI's taxonomy places the organism in Eukaryota, Fungi, Ascomycota, Eurotiomycetes, Eurotiales, Aspergillaceae. The coding region runs from base 79 to 3189 and encodes 1036 amino acids.